Molecule: messenger RNA, 2526 nt
Organism: Drosophila hydei
Lineage: Eukaryota; Metazoa; Arthropoda; Insecta; Diptera; Drosophilidae
Gene: fipi
Product: neural cell adhesion molecule 2
Exons: 7
Coding region: 382-1731 (449 amino acids)
Biological process (GO): cell adhesion
Cellular component (GO): membrane
Molecular function (GO): protein binding
Source: RefSeq, a predicted model, not a curated record
AAAAUUAUAUUCAGUGAUAAAGUGAAAUUCGUGCGCGUUGGUUGGCUUACACUUCGUGUAAGCUUCAAGCUCAGACUCCGGCUCUCGGCCCACUGUCGCUCACUCACUCUCGCUCUCCGUAUAUCUCUGUCUUGCUCGCACACUCUCUUCGUUGACUCUCGUAUCGGAUCGGUGUGUUCACAAUUAGACAACAACAACAGCAACAACUUCACAACUAAUGCCUAACAAUUGAAGUGCCUGGUGCUUGGGCACAAAAAUCGCUGAUAACAAAAGUGUUAUAAGUGCAACAAUUUUUGCCACUUAGCAAUAGUAGCUCAAUAAAUUCCGCUAAAAUAACAAUUAAUAUUUAUAAUAUUGAACAAGGAUUCAGCGGCGUUCGCGAUGCGUCUAAUUGGAUUUGUUCUAAAUUUGGCUGCUUUAACAGCUGCCGUCUUGGCCAAUCACCAUGACAGCCUGACGCUGAGUCCGAGCGAGCACAGCGUCGUGCGCUACACCAACGAGUCCCUCAUACUCGAGUGUCGCGGCCCCGGUCCGGAUGUGAAGCUGCAUUGGAAAUCGCCGAAAGGCGAAAUAAUACGCGAGCACAAAGGGCGCAUACACAUCGAGCAAACGGCGCCAGAACAAUUGAAAAUCGUUUUUGCGCACAUCGCGCUGGCGGACAAGGGCAAUUGGACAUGCGAAGCUGCUGAAGGGGGACUGCAUAGUAAAUCGUUCGAUUUGAUUGUAUAUCAGAAAAUUACGUUCACCGAAAAGGAUACGGUUAAAACUGUAAAGGAAGGUCAAAAUGCUACGAUAUUGUGCGAGGUAAAGGGCGAGCCGCAACCGAAUGUCACCUGGCAUUUCAAUGGACAGCCCAUUAGUGUGGAUGCAAACGCCCCGAAAUUCCGCAUCCUGGCGGAUGGUUUGCUCAUCAACAAGGUAACACAGAGUGACACCGGCGAGUACACGUGCCGGGCAUACCAAGUGAAUUCGAUUGCUUCCGAUAUGCAGGAGCGCACAGUUUUGAUGAAAAUCGAACAUAAGCCGCAUUGGACGCUGAAGCCGCAUGUGGGCCUCCAGUACGCGUACAUCAAUGGCACAGCGAGCAUCAUGUGCGAGGCGCAGGCGGAGCCGCCAGCCACCUUCAGCUGGUACCGCAAACAGAAGCGUUUGGAGAGCAACGAGAAGCUCUACACCAUCGAGUCGGAUAACUAUUGGUCGCGUCUAACUAUUCGCGUGUUAGAUGCCAAAGUUUUUGACAACUAUCGCUGCCUCGCACACAAUCAUUUGGGCAGCAUUGAGCGCAUCACGCGACUCGAUGAGGGCGAGAAGCCACCGCCGCCGCUCGUCUUCCAGCUGCGUGGCUACAACUCGAACACUUUUGAUGUUGAUUUGAGCGCACCGAGGGAUAAGGAUCAGCUCGGACCUAUGGACGUGAAUGGCUUCCGCAUUGAGUACAUGACGGAGCUGGAGUUCAAAACGGAUGCGGGCAAAUGGACGAAUGCCAAGCGCAAGGAUUUCCCCUACGAGGAGGGUGCCAAUUUUCUCAUAACGAACCUAGAGCCGGAUACCGUCUAUCUGAUACGCGCUGCCUCGCGUAAUCUGGCCGGCUUCAGCGACUAUACCAAAGUGGAGAAGUGCAAGACUCUGUCUCUGGAGCCGCGUGUUUCGGCCGCUUCUAUAUGGCCAACUACCUAUCCGCUGCUGUUUGUAUUGCUGCUGCAUCCACUGCUGCUGCGGCAUGGCCAUUGAAUGCUUGCAAAGCUGUGAGUCGACGUGCUCCACUCCCCCAAGAAUUCCAUGUGCUUUGUCUAGCUUUAAGGCGUCGCCACGUUAACCUCCUUAGUGUCUGCUGCCCGAUCGCUGCUCGUGUUAUGUAACGUCUACUAUUUAAUCUACUAAGUUGUUAAUAUAACCGCUCUUAAGCUUAAGUUUAUAAAGAGUUUCGUUCAGUUUAUCUGCAAGCCCAGCAAAUUAGCUAAAAUUUAUAACAAACUAUUUCGAUUCAGACGCUGGGCGCUUAGUUUAAGCAGACAUAGAAAAACUUUAACUUUUAAAGCGUAUACUAAAUAAUAUACUAAAUUUCACUAUAUGAACAAAACUAUCUAAAAACUAAAUCUAAAUAAAUUCUUCCUCAAUUCUCUUAACAUUCAGCCUCGAACUAAUCUGUGUAAAAAAUCCUUGCAUUUAUCUAUCAUAUCCACACGUAAAUCCAACUCAACUAUCAAAUCUAACCACACACCUACUUUCUAAUCCUUUCAAAAUACAAAUCCCCAAAUCCGCUUACAAAUCAUAUUAUGAAGCAUAUACAAAAUUGAGCUUAACAAACACAAUAUGCGUAUGAAAGCUAAACAAACUAAAGUUAAACUAAAUAAAAUAUGAAAACAGUCCAUUGUUUUGAAACAAAGUAAAAAUAAAUAGAACAAGCAAAUAGACAUAGAACAGAUUUCGUAAAAAAUUGGAUUGCAUAAAUAAAAUAUAUGUAUCUCAAGUAAAAAUGUUGCCAAUAUUUAAAUGUUUUGUGGUUUUGUGUGCCAACUGAGCGAA